Molecule: messenger RNA, 798 nt
Organism: Betta splendens (Siamese fighting fish)
Lineage: Eukaryota; Metazoa; Chordata; Actinopteri; Anabantiformes; Osphronemidae
Product: protein C19orf12 homolog
Exons: 3
Coding region: 197-622 (141 amino acids)
Source: RefSeq, a predicted model, not a curated record
GCACUAAUGUUGUCGGAGCUCCUCUUGUCCAAUUUGGUGUGAACGCAGCGCAAGUGUGGGCUUUGUGUGAGGCCGGAAGUGGAGCGUACAACAGCGUUAAUGCCUUUUGGGGUUUAUUUGAAGUAAAGCCCAACGCUUAUGCUAAACAUAGAGCAGCGCUGUGCGUCGGAUCAGACUGAAGUGCCUCAACACAAGGAUGGCUCCACGGAUAGAUGAUGUCAUGCGUCUGUGCUGUGAACUGUCGGCUCAUGAGCAGAUCAAGGUCACGGUUAAAAACUCAACCAAAGGAGCAAUGGUGGCAGGAGGAACGGCGUUCGUGGGCGGGCUGCUGGGUGGACCUGUCGGGAUCGCUGUGGGUGGAGCAGUAGGCGGUGUCUUGGGCAGCUGGAUGACUAGCGGCCAGUUCAGGCCUCUACCUCAGAUCCUCAUGGAGCUGUCUCCUACUGAGCAGCAGAAGCUCUAUGAUGACGUUAUGGCUGUCUUGGACAACCUGGAGUGGAUGGACGCGGCCCAGCUCAUUUCUCUUGUGAUGGGCAACGCCACUCUACAGCAGCAGGUGACUUCUGCAUUGCUCAGCUACGUUACAAGGGAACUCCGAGCGGAGGUUUGCUAUAAAGACUGACCUAUGAUUUUCAAAAGGACUUGUCAGUGUGGCAAACAGAAUGGACUGUCUAUAACGCUCUAAAUUGAAGAACCUGUAACUCGUUCCCUUUAAGAGUCUGGUAGAACAAGUUUUGAUGUCUGGAACUCAUGACUUGAGACACUAUUCAGAAUAAACAUUAAGUGUUGUUUUUCUAA